GUAGUUGGGAACGAUAGUAAAACGGCUGAGUACUUCGUUUUUCCGAAAUCUGAAUCGACGGUAAGAGAAUGCAGGCUCUGCGGCUGAGGCUUUCCAGUUCCGAGGCCAGGCCUCUUUUCAGACUUAGAUCCUAUUUAUUAUAUUCUUCUUCUUGUUGCUCUGCGGCACUAUUGAAUUUGAACUCACUACCAUCACCCCCUUCUGCUUCCUCCAUGUCUACCAACUUGUUCACCUUUCCGUGGUCUGCCUUUCAAUGCCGGGGAAUCAAAGUCUCUGGUUCUGAUAUUAGAGUCGGAAACAUCAUUGGAAAACAAGGGCGCAUUUACGAGGUUCUUAAAGUAGAUCACUCUCACGAAGGAAGAGGAAAAGCCACAAUCAAGGUGGAACUUCGUGACAUUGGCCAGGGAAACAAGGUAACACAACGGAUGGGCACUGAUGAGGAUAUUGAAAGGGUCUUUGUUCGAGAAAGGACUUUCAUGUUCAUGUGCAUGGAUCAUGAUGGAACAGUAGUAUUGAUGGACCCUGAUACAUUGGAUCAAAUGGAAGUUUCCAAAGACUUGUUCGGCAAGAAUUGUUUAUACCUACAAGAUGAAAUGAAGGUGAAAGUACAAUUUUAUGAUGACAAACCUUUAUCUGCAUCUGUUCCAAAACGUGUAACAUGUAAUGUCAAGGAGGGAAUUGCUGCCACUCCAAGGAACAAAAAGGUUGUACUAGACAAUGGCCUUUCAGUUGAAGUUCCACCUCACAUUGUAGCUGGUGAUGCCAUUGUUGUUAAUACAGAGGAUGACUCCUACAUAGAAAGGGCCAAGGCAUAGGGUGACUUCAGCCGGAUUUGACCAAAGACAUUCAAUAUAUGCUUGCUGGUUUAGUUUAUGCACGAGGAAAGAAGCAAAAAUAAAUAAUCUUAUAGCAUGUUUGAUUUGUAUUAUAUCUUUAAAAAUAGAAAAUUGUUGGGCUCUCAUGCUUAGCUCCUUGCAAGCUUGCACAAUCUAAAAUGCCUAAAUGGCACGAAACCAAUCUAGUAAAAAAUCUUUUCAACCAAAAAUCUAUUUAAUGGUGAUCUAGGUGACUAUCAUGUAGUAAUGGUUUCAAACAAAAGUAGAUUUCUCAAAUAAUUUUGUAAUAUAACGAGCAAAUUUAGGU
This is a messenger RNA of Abrus precatorius (Indian licorice), 1143 nucleotides long. RefSeq names its product elongation factor P. Bases 69 to 815 code for a protein of 248 amino acids. The record is from RefSeq and is a predicted model, not a curated record. Gene Ontology annotation, molecular function: translation elongation factor activity. Lineage: Eukaryota; Viridiplantae; Streptophyta; Magnoliopsida; Fabales; Fabaceae. Gene Ontology annotation, cellular component: cytoplasm. The transcript is spliced from 11 exons. Gene Ontology annotation, biological process: peptide biosynthetic process; translational elongation.